Dermacentor andersoni is the source of this 4884-nucleotide messenger RNA. NCBI's taxonomy places the organism in Eukaryota, Metazoa, Arthropoda, Arachnida, Ixodida, Ixodidae. The record is from RefSeq and is a predicted model, not a curated record.
GCAAGCAUCACCAAACCAAUGAACGCCACACGCUCAACGCGGCUUGCAUGCACUUUAACGUUCGCGUUUGCAGUGCGAUGCUUCAGAAAUGACCUCGUGUCUUAUCCUCUUGAACAGACGGUAUGCUCCACUUGCCAUAAUAGCUCUCGCAUUCGCAACACUCCCCUCUGCCUAGUACGCCCCGUAAUUACUCUACAUCGGCGGUGUUUACAACUUCGCGCGGCACCACAUUUAUUCCGCGCUCCGAUGACCGCCUCCCUUUCCGCGAUCGCGCUGCGGGUGGCACGCGGCGCGCGCGCGGCGCACUGCCAAGUUUCGUGCGUGACGUGCGCGCGGGUCACGUCACCGGAACCUUUCGCUCGGCUGAGCCCACACAAAUUGCGACCUAUUGACCGCCGUCUACGGAAGGCGCCAGAAAGAGAAACUCUCCUAACGACACAGCUUCAAAACGCAGAGGAGAGGCCAGCAGAGAGAGAGAGGAACCGGUUCUAGGCGGUGAGGAGCAGCGUUGGAGUGAGCGGCGAGAGUGGGGGACCAUGCGCAUCAGAACACGACACCGGCGCCUGUGGCAUUAUGUAUCAAUCGGACAGCCACGCUCUCGUUUCAACCAUGCUCAUCAAGGAAGGGAGAAGGCGAUGGUGUCAAAAAAAAAAGAAAGAAAGAAAAGAAAAGCGCGAACAAAGAGCGAUAAGGCUCUACGCACCGCCGAAACCCUGGAACCUUUGACAAGUUUACUUUCCAUUCGCCGAAGUCUCUCCCCCGACUGUGACGCUCAGCUCAGCCCGCCCGAAGCGACCCUCCGGUCACAACCCAUUGCUCAUGGGUUUUUCUUUCGCACAGCAUGAAUGGACACGCCGCAGCGCUGCUGCGAGUUCGGUUCACCAUUUAAAGUGUUCGCCGCUUGUGUUCGCCGCCUCCUUUCGCUGCGCCGUCCGCACGACACGGAGUUCGCGCUGAAGCACGCACACAACGCGGGAGCUGCUCUUCGCUUCCUGCGUCAUGGGCCAGACAGCGUUCACAGCUGGUUCACGGCGGGCGCCUGUGCCUUCUCGGUCUUCUUCGCGCUGGCCCCGCUGCGUGCCUUCGGUGUCCUCUUCGUGGCCAUCAUGCAGGAGUUCGGCGCCAACAGGGAAGAGGCCUCGUGGACACUCAUGCUGCUGGGCGGCGCCAGGGUGCUGUCGGGUCUGUUGGCCGGUCCGCUUGCGCAGCGUUUCACGACGAGACCGGUCAUCAUCCUUGGCAGUGUCAUCUCGGCUGGAGGCGUCAUGCUGGCCUACUUUGCCACAAGCAUGUGGAGCCUUCACCUUACGCUAGGCAUUGUUCACGGUUUCGGCUCGGGCAUCGUCUACGCCAUGAACCCGGUGCUGAUCAGCGAGCACUUUGUGAAGUACCAGACGAUUGCCACGGGUGUCUGUUUUGCCGGCUCUACGCUAGGCAGCUUCGUGUUCCCCAAGCUCAUUGAGAACCUCAUCGCGUGGUACGGCUUCCAAGAGGCAAUGCUCCUCUUCGGAGCGAUGAUCCUGAAUGCGGUUCCGUUCAGCCUUUUCCUGCGUCAGCCCCGGUGGCUCAAGCGAUGCGGCACCUCGGUGGAAUCACUCAUCACAGUGGCCAGCGCUGACGAGAAGUUGUCCUCACAGUUGCCGUACGUCAUUCCAGUGCGUCUUGACAACGCAUCCAAGGUUCCUGAAGUGGGACCAGUGUUACACCCAGACAUCGCCAUCGCGCAAAGCCGCCGCAGAAGUACCUGCCUGCUGUGCGGUUUGGAUGUGCUGCGGAUUCCCAUGUUGUACCUAGUCAUGUUCUCCUCCGUGGCCUUCAACCUCGGCUACGACUGCUACAACUCGCUGCUUGUCGACUUCGCCGUCGACAGAGGCAUUGCUCAAAGCAGCGCCAUCACGAUGACGUCGCUCAGCUCUCUGGCCGACCUCGUGGGCCGGCUGGGGCUGCCCGUGCUUGCCGACCGGCGGCUGUUCACCAGACGUACGCUCAUGGCCAUGGUGCUGGCGCUGGUCGGAGUCAUGUACGUGCUGCUGCCCCAGUGUACGCAAUACGCGUCCUUGUUCGCGCUGGCCGCGGCUAUCGCCUUUCUGCUGGGCAGUGGCGUCGUCCUGUUUCCCGUGAUACUCGUUGACUGCGUGGGGCUCGACAGACUCGCCAUGGCGACGGGUCUGCUUACCGCGCUGUCCGCAACGUUCUCAUUCGCCAAGCCAUCUCUUAUAGGAUUCUUUCGCGAUACGCUGGGUUCCUAUGACCUGUUGUUUGUGGCAUGCGGCACGGUGGCCAUGACGACGUCGGUGGCAUGGGUCCUCGUCAGCUUUGUCAUGUGGCGGAAGCGUAGCACAUGGACUCCGGACACAGUCAUCAGAGGAAAAUCAGAAGCAGGCUCCGGAAGGUUCUCCUAUUACCCUCGGCUAAUCUACAUCGGCGAUGGCCGGUACAUGGAGACGCGGAAGUCGAGGACACCCAGCACCAUAACAGUCCUGUAUUGAUCAUGUGGACUGUCAUGCUCAACGCCUGUGCACCGCGCCUCUACUUACACCGACAGGCGGGUUUCGUCAAAUAGCCUGUGCUUGGUCCCGUGCCACAAGGAAAGGCAGGCACACGAAUCGGGACAAACGCUAUUGUGGUGCAGUGUUGAAAUGAAACAAAUGCUGGUACAGUGUUGACCAUCUAUAUAUACAGAGGUGCAAAAUGUUUUGUUGUUCACAAAGUCACUUGUAACAUAGGCAAUUAACAGUGGUAGAACAAGAAAUGUCAAUCAAGCCAGAAUUUCGACAACACGACUUGUCUUUGUCCGUCCUCAAUAGCUUUGUGUUAAAUGCUUGUCGACGAUGACGAGUCACCAAACGCUGGUUCAGCGACAUUCCUCGUUCUACCAGGGCUAGUUACUUCAGGCUUCCAUCUUCUUGUGUACAUAUAUGUUCCUUCAUUAUCGUGCGCGUUAUUUUUACUUGUUUCACAUAUCUGUGUUCGUCCGAAACGUAUAAACUUCUACCUUUUCAACUUCCUCCUCCUGCGUGAAUAUGCAGAACUUGCAAUUGCGACUCGUCGAGUGUAAUUCAUGAAGGCCACUGAAGAGCGUUCCUGGUAGGCGUACAGGGAGCUCUAAAACAAUGCCGUGUGCAUGUUCGAAGAUAACAUAUAUUGCACCGAAAUUUCAAGGCUGGCUCCUUACACCACAGCUGUCCAACUUUAUGAAGGGGACACUAAUGUAGGCGCAUAUGUGCCCUGAGUGUGUGUUUUCUUCUUCGAACAGAUGUUACUGAGUUUUGCCAAAACAAUUUCGCCUAACUGUCAAGUGCGAGCAUCUAAAUACGUCAUGUGUUUCUUAAAGCUAACGGUUGCUGUUUUUAAUUAGACAAAAAUAUGUGAAAAACGAUACAUAGUCCUGACAAACUAAGCAAUACAUUGCUGUUCGCCGGCGUGUGAUAUUAAAGCAACGCUUUCUUCGUAUUUUUCUUCAACUUUCACGCUACUGAUGCUGCUGCUGCCUUGCGCAUCGCGUUGGGCCUUGGUUGAGAGCGCGAAGUAUCUACUUGGGAAGAGCGCAGGAGAGAGGGAACAAUGGAAGAGAGGGAACGGUGGAAGAGAGGGAAGAAACGGUAACAGCAAAAAGUUUGCCUCGCCAGGGUUUAGGGCCGCGAGAUGUGCAUACAAACGUCACGUAUUCUUUGCUCUUGGCAGCUUGCAGGGUGGCGCCACAUUGCACGGUAUCUUUGCUAGAUUUAAUACAAAAUGCCACCACCUUCCGCGCCACCACAAGUGUAAAAGUGAGGCAGCAGGUUUCAUGCUUCUGCUUCCACGCGCCCUUGCUCAACAUUUCUUCCCUCACUCCAGCGUGAACAUGACACUACGAAAGCGGCGGCCCAGCACGUCCGAGGCCAUACACUCUGUAAGGCAGUGACAGUGCAAAUUAUCCCGCCGGCUACGAGCAAUGACUUUAGGAACGCCGUAAGCAAACAAGUAUUGCUUCUUCUUUUCUAUGCACUGCAUGGAAAAACACAAGUGCUGGAACAAAUAUAAUAUUAAGUACCAGUUCACCACUUUGCACCUAGCGUUAAACAGCAUCAAAUUUAGGUGUCAAAACCAGCCCCAAGUAGCGUGAAUCAGCGGAAACACUGAAAACAGCUUUGCUUAAACCGAUUCCCGCAGUACCUGAGUUCCAGGUUACUUUCAUGAUUAUGUCUGUGCCCCUUCAACGGCAAGAAUCUGUUACUGUCCAGAUUGCUGGCGUAGUAAUCUUCCUGAACAACAACAGGAAUGUAUGCACAACAGUUCCGUCGAUAGCUCAGUUGGUAGAGGGGUGGACUGUAGGAGUUCUGCGGGAGAAUGUAUGCAAUGAACACUAAAGUAUGUAUUACGCACCAUGAACAAAUUAUAAGGCAUGCACGGUGCAGUACAUUCAGUUACGUACCCCUAUAAUUCGCCCCUUUAUAGUGCUCGUUUCUUUCGUCUGCAUUCACGGAAUGCAUGAUAGAUACCCGACAAGUGCCUCAAAUGUUUAUGAAAUGCGCGCAACGCACAAGUAUACAACAACAAUGCGUCAAUCUCAUAUCUCCUGGGGCAAUUGUCUCGGCUUGCGUGAGUGUCCUUUCUGGCACAGUAUUCAGGACGCGAUAACUGUGCAAACUACUCUUUCUUGGAAUGACAACACGAUUAUAACAAACAUUUUAUAUGUGAAUCAAGUACUUGCCAGGUAGAAAUUCUUCAGCGUACAUCUUCAAGGUAAGAACAAUGAAACGAAAGGCAAGCAGGUCUGCAUCCUGUAAAUGCUGCGUCACUGGCCCCGCAAUAAUUUUGGAAGUGCGUCACUAAACUGUCAGAAUGAAUAAGUGCUGUGGGUAGUUCUUUUGAAUAAAUGUUUCUUGAAAUGCGCUGGCUGCA